Drosophila bipectinata is the source of this 2102-nucleotide messenger RNA. RefSeq names its product Sestrin (gene Sesn). Gene Ontology annotation, molecular function: oxidoreductase activity, acting on peroxide as acceptor; L-leucine binding. Gene Ontology annotation, cellular component: nucleus. Gene Ontology annotation, biological process: cellular response to L-leucine; regulation of response to reactive oxygen species; cellular response to leucine starvation. Lineage: Eukaryota; Metazoa; Arthropoda; Insecta; Diptera; Drosophilidae. The record is from RefSeq and is a predicted model, not a curated record.
CUUCGACCUCCGAUUCCGAUACUCUCCGGCAGACUCAUGUACUACGCCGUUGAUUACUACGCGGAUAUGGGACAAAUCUCUCAAGAUUGUUUCGCUGCAUCAAAGACGGGAACAUCUGACUUUGAAAUGGACGAUCUCGACGACUUGGAUCAGGUCACCCAGGUGAUCGGCUACCAUCCCCAGUUCCACGAUCACUUUCUGCGGACCCAGAACUUUAUAAUGAAGGGCGAUGGACCGCUGCCCAAUGAUUACAGAUACUAUUUGGCCAUAAUUGCUGCUGCUCGACAUCAGUGCCCCUACUUGGUUAAACGUUACGAGAAGGAGUUCAUCAACCAGGGCGGCGAUAGCGCCUGGCUGGGUGGCCUCGACUUCAUACCCGCCAAACUACGUGCCAUAUACGAUAUCAAUAAAAUAUUAGCCCAUCGUCCCUGGCUGUUGCGCAAGGAGCACAUCGAGCGUCUGACCAAAGGAAAGAAUAGCUGGUCCCUGUCGGAGGUGGUGCACGCCAUGGUCCUGCUCUCGCAUUUCCACUCCCUGUCAUCGUUCGUUUUUUCCUGUGGUCUCACCCAAAAGCUAGACGGCCUGUCUAGUCCAAAAUUGAAGACUCCCCCGGUGACGGUGAUGGCCCAGUCCAGUGAGCCGGGCGUCGGUCUCUGCCAGACCACCAACACUCCAAUCGACCCGCAAAAAACCGUACUGACGGAGAUAUCGCUCAACAAUGCAAAGCCGGAUUACAAUAGCCAAGCCGCAGCAGGUCCCAAUGGCGGUGGUCUGAGUGCUGGUAAUGCAAUGGGAGAUGCUGGUCCUGGUGCAAUGGCCCUCAAUGGAUAUUUGGCCACAGCCCAGCAACUGCCACAGCAGCACGGAAUCAGCGUGGAGGCGCUAAUGGAGCGCAUGAAGGUGCUGUCCCAGAAGCAGGACGAGUGCAGUGAGGCGGAGCUGAGUAGCCGCUUCCAGAAGGUGGAGCAGCAGACAGCCGAGCUGGCAGCUGUAACACCGGAGGCGGCGGUUACCUUGCCGCCGAAUUUAUCCCACUAUGUGGAUGAUGCCAAGUUCAUUUACCAGGAUUUUGCUCGACGCGGCACCGAGAACAUCAACACGUUUCGCAUCCAGGACUAUUCCUGGGAGGAUCACGGCUUCUCGCUGGUGGAUGGACUGUACAACGAUGUGGGCACCUUUUUGGAUGAAAAGUUUCGGGCCGCCUACAAUCUCACCUACUGCACCAUGGGCGGCAUCAAGAAUGUGGAUACAUCCAAGUUCCGUCGGGCCAUUUGGAAUUACAUUCAGUGUAUCUACGGGAUACGGCAUGAUGAUUACGACUAUGGUGAAGUGAAUCAGCUCUUGGUGCGUCCUUUGAAAAUGUUUAUAAAGACAGCCUGCUGCUUUCCCGAGCGUAUUACCACCAAGGAUUAUGAUAGUGUGCUUGUCGAGCUGCAGGAUAGUGAAAAGGUUCAUGUGAAUCUAAUGAUAAUGGAAGCCCGUAAUCAGGCCGAGUUACUCUAUGCUCUGCGCGAGAUAAUGCGUUAUAUGACUUGAUCUCAUUAAGUGAAUAAACAUACGUAUAUAUAUACAUAUAUUACACCCAAACCCAAACCCAAGCCCAAAAAAGCACCCACAAAACCCACUCACACCCCAUACAUUACACACAUGCAUAAAACAUUUUGUUAUUUUGAGAGCGCAUAUAAAAGUAAGCGAAAGGAAAGGAUAUGGAAGGACAAUGCCGUAAAAUCCAAGAUGAAUACAGUUUGUGCAAUAAACGAGAUACGUUUCAGACGUCGAUAAAUAAAUAAUUUAAGCUAACGCACUACACAUCAAUUAAUAGAGCCGUUCAAUAUCAGUGUCCAUUAAAUUAAUGUCGAAUUAAUAUUUACAACUCAAUUAACAAUAGUCUGUGUCUAUGGUUAGCCAAACAAGCGUACAUCCUUGAUGGAGAAAAUAUUUAAAUGUUAUUUAAGAAAAAAAAUUAAGCUGAGCUGAGAAAAACAAAUCUGAUCUGUCUGUUUCCUUUCGUGAGUGUGCAAGCAAUAAUCACUGUACAUAUGUAUUAUGUUUUGUUUAAUUAUUUUAGCGAAAUAAAUACAAUUUUUAUUUUAAAUAUUAAA